This is a messenger RNA of Cladophialophora yegresii CBS 114405, 843 nucleotides long. RefSeq lists its product as uncharacterized. Lineage: Eukaryota; Fungi; Ascomycota; Eurotiomycetes; Chaetothyriales; Herpotrichiellaceae. The record is from RefSeq and is a predicted model, not a curated record. Bases 1 to 843 code for a protein of 280 amino acids. The transcript has 3 exons.
AUGGCAUCUUUUUUGCCGAGUCCUGAACUCGUGGAGCAGUUCAAGCGCGAUGGGUACUUACUCCUUCGCGCAGAAGAGCACGGCUUGGUGAAACCGGAGGACCUUCAGAUGUGGACAGAACAAGUCCGCGAAUGGCCGUCUGAGAAAGGCAAAUGGAUGCCCUACCAUGAGGUCAACACAGAUGGCACGCGGCAGCUGAUGCGGACCGAGAAUUUUGUGGACUACCACCCUGACUUUCAUGCGCUGUUGUGCGGCGAGGCUAUAGCGCAGAUCUUGACGAGCCUUUCUGGAGAUGCCAUGCUGCUCUUCAAAGACAAGAUCAACUACAAACUGCCAGGAGGCAAUGGCUUUGCAGCACAUCUGGACGCACCCGCGUACGACCACAUCGGCAAGAUCGAGCACUUGACGGCGAACUUUGCCGUGGAUGAGGCCACGCUUGACAAUGGGUGCAUUGAGGUUGUGCCAGGCUCCCACAAGAUGGACGUCGAGCUUGCUCAUGGGGGCGCCAUUUCCAAAGCUUGGGAAAAUAAUCAUGAGUGGACACCAGUCCCGCUUCGACCUUGUGACGUGCUGCUGUUUGGGAGUCAUCUCGCGCAUCGCAGUGGGCCAAAUCGUACCAGUACUAGAAGAAGUAUGAUAUAUGCAACAUACCACGGGAAAAGUGAUGGAGAGGAUCUGAGGCAGAGGUAUUACAAACAUCGGAGGGAGAACUUCCCGCCUGAUAACGAGCGGGUUGAGGGUAAGGACUAUUCCCAAGGGUACAAGACUUAUGGGUUUGCUGCUCCUUUCAUGUCGGAGAAGCAGGUUGAGCAGAAUACCGCAAGGAUACAGCCUGUUCAUUGA